UUACAGGAGCAUCAGUAAGUCGGGUUGGACUGGAAGUAGUUUUGACUCAUCUCUUUUUUUCCUUUCAAUCUGUCUUGUCACGUCUUCCAGCUGUUACUGUGUUCGUUACUCUUCCUACUAAGUGCUGUAUCAUCUAAGAUCAUUCAGAGGAGAUGCGUGGGGUGCUAGCUGUUAGCAGUGUUGGGUGCUGAAAGAGAGAGGCACAGGAGAAGAGAGGAGGAUGCCGGCCCCCCUCAGGAUGAGGAGGAGGGGGGCCUGCAGGUCAGCUAUCCCGUCUCUCUCCACCAUCGCUGAGGAAGAAGAGGGACAGCGGAGCUGCAAGAGACGAGGGAAAGGAGGAGGCUCUGACUACCUUCUUAGAGCAGAUGAGAAGUCGUCAUGGAGUCAGCCGGACUCCUCUGCAUCUGGACAGUACACCUACACCAUUCCCAGCCCUACAGACAUACACAUCGUUACCAGACCAGAGCCUCUCAUGCUGAAGAUCGAUGAAAGGCAGAGACUCGCCCGUGAACGAAGGGAGGAGCUGGAGAAGCAGAAUGCUGUACGGGAUUCCAAGUGGAUUGAGAGAGAGGAGAGAGCCAGACAGUUUCAUGAGAGACAGCUGGAGGAGCGCAGGAAAAAGCUUGAGGAGCAGCGGGAUAAAGAAGAGAGGAGACGUGCUGCUGUGGAGGAGAAACGACGGCAGAAACUGGAGGAGGAGAAGGUCCGGUAUGAGGCUGUUAUCAGGAGGACCAUGGAGAGGAGUCAGAGAGUCAGGCCGAAGUCCAACCGCUGGAGCUGGGGUGGAACAAUCUCUACUAGCACCUCACACAUCAGCGGUUUUGAUGAUUCUGCUGUCUUUCCGUUGGAUCUAGCUGGGCUGGAGCACAAUCAUGGUGUUUUCAGCUUGGCGCAUCAGCAGCAGUUUUGCUCUAAAUAUACUGACAGAAGGACAGUCUCCACUAUGAAUCUGUCCAAACCCACAGACCCAGUCAUUUCAAAACGCCUGUCAUCUUCCUCAGCCACCUUGCUGAAUUCACCAGAUAGAGCCUUACAGAAGCAGACAUCUCUCUCGUCAUCUUGCUUGAUUAAAAAAACACAAUCUAAAUCCCAAAUCUCCAAAGAGAAGAUCCCUCAGGACAAAUCAGCAGGUAUGCGUCGCAUGCCUCUUUCCCCAUGGGAGAAUACAAUGAUCAAUCGACUACAGACACCAACACAAUCCUACCUGGCCAGGAGUCGCAGCGCCAUGUCUUUGUCUGGAGAAGCAGUGACCCACGUUUGUCCUCGCUCAGCCUCCUGUCACCCAGUGAGCUCCAUGUCCUUCAAGUCCAUCCAGUCACGCAGCGCUGAGCGACCAAUCAAAGCAAGCCUUAUUUUUGAGAGACCAGUUAGAGCAGGGUAUAUCCCUCCAGAUAGCAGCACUCGCAGAAAGACCACCCAGAUUCUCCCGAUUGACAGGAAGGAUAAAGACAAUGUGAGAAAGUCGUGGAGUAAUCUGUCAUAUCCCACUAGCAGUCUGAGCCUGUUCACACCCAAGAGAUCUCCUUCACCUGCCAGUCAUCGCUGCAGGGUCACCAAUCCUUCCCCCAACAGGGGCUCUACUAAACCCCUUCAGAAGACACCUAACCUCAAAAAGUCCAGGUCUCCUCCUCCAACAUCAAUUCCUCUGUCUCCCAGUAACCCAUCCUCAUCACCAGACAAUCUCAGGCCCAACAGAGUGACAUCAGAGAGCCCGAGAGUUACCCCAGAUGGAGAGGGGGCCAAAAAAGAGGAUGUUGAACCUCCUAAAAUUAAACCAGAGGCUCCUACAACUAAAUCAGAACCAUCUCCUGAAAGUUCAGGAAGUUCUCCAACUACACGGCCCUCUGCAGGCACAACAGAUCCUGAGGAAGCAUCACGACUGCUGGCUGAGAAGCGACGGCAGGCCAGAGAACAGAGAGAGAGAGAAGAAGAGGAGAAAAGACUACAGGAAGAGGCUGAAAGGCGUAGCAGGGAGGAAAUGGCCCGCAGGAAGGCAGUGGAACGAGCAAAGAGAGAGGAGGAGGCACAGCGGCAGGCCGAAGAGAAGAAGAUACAAGAGGAGGAGGCAAAGCGUUUAGAGGAGGAGGAAGCUCAGAAGGAGAAAGAGGAAGUGGAGCGCCUGCAGAGACAGAAAGAGGAAGAGGAGGCCCGUCAGAAAGAAGAGGCGGAGCGUUUGCGUCUAGAGAGAGAGAAACAUUUCCAGAAAGAGGAGGCGGAGAGAAUGGAGAGGAAGAAACGCCUUGAGGAAAUUAUGAAACGCACACGCCGAUCUGAUCAGAAAACCACCCCACGGAGAAAUGGCGAUGGCAGCCAGCAGAGCGGACAGAAUUCAGUGAGUUCAGUGUCCAGCAGCCCUUCAGUAAGUGUGUCGGCCCCUCAGGCUCAAGAGAUCUCUGAGACCAUACGCAGUGACAGCAACGGACACAUGGGGACCAGCUUCAUUACACCCAAACUGCCCACAUCAGGUCACAGUGUGACUGCCCUUCUCAGAGAAAACGGCUCUGUCACAGAGGCCUUCGAGGAAGUCAUAGACGUUCCCACGGGGACCAAACUGUCCCGUCAAGAUGGAGACGGAGAGGAGGUGGAAAAUGAAGAGGAGGAGAGGAGAAAGGUUCCCUUAUUGGCUUUCAGACAGAACGGCAGCAUGCAUGAUGUGAGUGGACUGGAGGAAAACCCAGCACAGUAGAGUUAAGCUCAGUCAGUCAGCCUGGACACAACAUGGAUUUGGGGUGACAUGCGAUGGCCCUUUUAUCUUAUUUAGAUGUAUGAACAUUUAUAAGGAAGGAAAUGCAACCUGCAACACAAGACUGAAAGAAAACCAAGUCAGAGGGAGACCCCUCACUAUACUUCCUUUCAACUGACACUUAGAUGCCUAAAAUAGCAAGAGAAAUUACGAAAUUAAGAUCUCUUGGCUUCUACUUCCUGUAAUCAGCUCCUGUCUCCUCAAACUGAAGUGGUGCACCUUAGGAACCACAUCUUCUGUCUUUUUUGGGGGAGACCACCGUAGUGGUGACUGAAGUCAUGUCUUAUACUUGAAGAAAAGUGUUGUCACUGUAAAGUGCUAACCAUAAGGAAUGUGUGACAAGAGAAUGAUGUUUGUUGUGUUUGCAUAGAUUUAUGGAAAAACCUUGUAGUUUUGCUCUCGUUUUGCCAGCAAUUGAGUGGCUGAACUCUUUGCUUAGUUUUAUAAUUAUUGUUCAAAUGAAGAGAACAUAUUUUCUUCCCACUUUGCAAAGCUCGAAUAGAUUUUUGUCUCUUGAAUUAUGAAUUUUGCUAUGGUUUGCAAAGACUUCAUCUCAUUCCGUCCCAGUGUACGACUGUCUGCGCAGUCCUAGCGAAGUAAAACUCUUGGCCUAAAAUUUUAUAUUUUUUUCUGAUAUAAUUGGGUGAAUUGAAUGUACUCCGCAACAUAUCCAUGAUAUAUUUAACUCAAAAUUAAAUGGAAAAGGUAUUUUCUUUCAAUGUUAAAUCAAUGUUAGAAUUAAGCACACCCAUCAAUUUCUCAUUACAGUAAUUGAGGGGGAAAAAUUAUAUAUUGUGUAAAGUGUGAGGUUUUCAUACAUGAUAUUUCUUCUGCCCAUAAUUAAUGCUGAUUGAAAUAAAACAAUUUUAAUAUCUUUUUCCCCCUUUUGAUUUUGGGUUGAAAUGUAACUUGGAUGUGUUUUUGUGAGAUUCAUGCUGCUGUUGUUUCGUGUAGCAUUAAUCACAGACAUCCCAAAGCAACUUGAACUAUAGGCGUAUAUUAAAUGUAAUGUCUAUUUCAGUGAUAUGACCCAUGCAACCUAAUUGUUUAAGCACUUUCCAAAGUAAUCAUAAUGUAAUAAAAAAAUAAGCAGAAUCUCCUCAGAUUUAAA
Messenger RNA from Carassius carassius (crucian carp), 3854 nucleotides. Its product is annotated as ensconsin-like. Bases 221 to 2686 code for a protein of 821 amino acids. The record is from RefSeq and is a predicted model, not a curated record. Gene Ontology annotation, cellular component: microtubule cytoskeleton. Gene Ontology annotation, biological process: microtubule cytoskeleton organization. The transcript is spliced from 19 exons. NCBI's taxonomy places the organism in Eukaryota, Metazoa, Chordata, Actinopteri, Cypriniformes, Cyprinidae.